AUGGGGGACCCCCUGUCUGACUGCAGCCCCCUCAUCAGUGCAGCAGCUUUGGGUAAGCUCCGCCUGGUCCGUCUGCUCUUGGAAGGAGGGGCCCAGGUAAACGGGCGUAACCCCAGAGGAGAGACCGCUAUCCUGGCUGCCUGUAAGGCCCUGAGAGGGGAGCCAACAGGGCCUGAGACAGUGAAACUCCUCACAUACCUCCUGCAGAAUAAGGCAGACCCCAAUGCACAGGACCGGGCCGGCCGUACCCCUCUGAUGUACGCCUGCAUGGAGCGAGCAGGGGCCCAGGUGGCAUCCACCCUGCUGGCUGCUGGAGCUGACCCCAGCAUGGAGGACUACUCUGGAGCCUCAGCCCUGGUCUACGCCAUUAAUGCACAGCACCAGCCGACACUAAAGGUGUUAAUGGAUGCCUGCCGUGCUAAGGGUCGUGACAUCAUCAUCAUCGCCACAGAGAUGGAUGUGAAUGGCGGCCCGGUUACCAGGCGUUACCUGAAUGUUCCUCCAUCCCCUGACACCUCCCCGGUGUCCUGCAUGUCCCCGUCUGACAUUGUCCUCAAGACAGGCUCACCCAACUCACCUGAGGGAGAAAACAUCUUCAACUUCAGAGGAACUAGCAAAAGAGGGAGUAGCAGCAGAAAUCCCCCAUGUGACCUGAGUCCAAUGAACCAGUCCGGUGCUCCUCCUCCCAGACAGAGAAUGUUAUCUGAACCAUGGCUGGCCAUUCAUAACCUGGCCUGUCUGAACAGGGCUUAUGAGGAGGGCAUGAGGGAGAGGAGCCUACAGGACAAGGGAGACAGAGAGGAUUUAAGGAGGGAGGGAGGAAGACAUGAGGAUGAGGAGAGAGAGGAUGAGGAUGAGAAAGCAAAUUUUCACCAGUCCAGGAUGGACUGGAGGAGGGGAAGCACGGCUCAGAGAAGGGAUAACAGAUAUGGAGGAUUGAGUUACAAUGACUUCCAUGAGGAUUUCUUUCCAAGGGUCUCUCAGUCACUCAUUUCUCUCACAGAAGUGUGUUCCUCUCAGGCAGCCCAGAGCAGGCUGGCCCCUGAAAGGCACUUGGCAUCUGGAGGUUCAACCUCUGACAGAAUGACCCCGAAGAGCUGUGUCGAUAAGCUUCCCGCUUGCUUCUCUCGUCGAAACACUCUACCCUCUGUGACGGUGGUGCCACCCCCUCUUCACCUUCCUCCCCUUGUCAGCCAAUCUGAAUCUCACCUACAGGUCCCAGCCCAGCUUUCACUUUGCAGAAGCACAAAUGUGGAGUUUCAUCCUCAUCCCCCCAGCCCCUCUCCAUCUUCCCCCUCAUCCAGAGCUUCUGUACGACCAGCUUUGCUGCCCUUGGUCGCUCCCCCUGCAUCUCCCUGCAGCGACAAGGGCAGGAAGUCACUCCGCCGCCACUCGGUACAGCUGGACCAGAUCAGAGGAGAGGAGACGACCCUCUCAGGCCUGUGAGACUGAUGACAGCACAUGCAGUCAAACUACAGCCGCACUGACUUUUUGUUCCAAUCCUUCAUGUUGCCGAGUGGAAACACCGCCAAGCCUCUGUAUUGUGGUUUUUGCACAUAAGAAAACUAAAAAUGUUCUUUUCAUAUCUGUAUGUAUAAUGUUAAGUAGUUUAUAUAUUAUAGGAUUUUAAAUGCUUUUCACUAUCUGACAGUUACACCUACCCUUACCUAAUAAUAGCACAAAAACAAUUUUUUGUACUUAGGUUAGUGGGGUUAUACUUUAAUCCCAUAGCUGACAAAAUAUUUAAAAUGAUGUUUCCUCUACAGUUUAGACUUGAGUAAUGAACUGCAGGAAUUUUGUGCAAGAUCUCUAUAUGUAACAUUUUAGAAAUUAACCUCAUUUGGUCUGGAAGUCACGAUGC
Messenger RNA from Myripristis murdjan (pinecone soldierfish), 1861 nucleotides. RefSeq names its product ankyrin repeat domain-containing protein 34B. The record is from RefSeq and is a predicted model, not a curated record. Gene Ontology annotation, molecular function: protein binding. NCBI's taxonomy places the organism in Eukaryota, Metazoa, Chordata, Actinopteri, Holocentriformes, Holocentridae. The transcript is spliced from 4 exons. Bases 1 to 1446 code for a protein of 481 amino acids.